Molecule: messenger RNA, 698 nt
Organism: Paramecium pentaurelia
Lineage: Eukaryota; Ciliophora; Oligohymenophorea; Peniculida; Parameciidae
Source: the annotation of a GenBank genome assembly
AUGUCAGAGCCAAUAAGUAUUAAAUUGUUAGUGGUUGGAGAUGGGUCAGUUGGAAAGACUUGUAUAUUAUUAAGGUAAUCGAUAAUCACUCAUAGGAAUCAGCUAUACAACUGAUAAAUUUCCCACAGAGUAUGUCCCAACUGUUUUUGAUAAUUACUAAACAAAGGUGAUUGUAGAUGAAAGGGAAGUUAAUUUAAGUUUAUGGUAUACAUUAUUUUGAGUUAAGGGACACUGCUGGACAAGAGGGAUAUAAUAAUGUCAGAUAAUUAAGCUACGAUAAUACAGAUGUUUUCCUAAUAGUAUACUCUGUAGUGGAGAGUAAUUCAUUCUCGAAUGCAUUACACAAAGUAAUAUUUUUUCUAUUCUUUAGUGGUAUCCAGAAUUGAACCAAGACAAAUUUGAGUAGACACCAAAAAUUCUUGUAGGCAAUAAAAUUGAUAUGAGGAAUGAAGGAAAUUCAAACCAUGUAAAAAAAAAUGCUGUAAAUAAAAAUAAUUAUAACAAAAAGGCUGAAUAAUUAGUAAAAGAUCUAAAAAACUGUUAAUUCUUUGAAGUAUCAGCAUUAACACAAGAAGGUCUUAAGCCAUUAUUUGAUACAGCUAUAUAAAUUGCUUUAAAUAAAAAACUUAAGGCUAUUAAUGACGCCUAAAAACCAAGUCAACCAGCCGAUGAUUCUUAAUGUUGUCAAUUGAUUUGAA